Papilio machaon (common yellow swallowtail) is the source of this 369-nucleotide messenger RNA. It is a transcript of the gene Rpb12, whose product is annotated as DNA-directed RNA polymerases I, II, and III subunit RPABC4. Gene Ontology annotation, molecular function: DNA-directed RNA polymerase activity; DNA binding; zinc ion binding. The record is from RefSeq and is a predicted model, not a curated record. Gene Ontology annotation, cellular component: RNA polymerase I complex; RNA polymerase III complex; RNA polymerase II, core complex. Gene Ontology annotation, biological process: DNA-templated transcription. The transcript is spliced from 3 exons. NCBI's taxonomy places the organism in Eukaryota, Metazoa, Arthropoda, Insecta, Lepidoptera, Papilionidae. Bases 124 to 303 code for a protein of 59 amino acids.
ACACUUGUCAGUGUCAUUUUGUUUUUGUACAUGUCUUUGUAGAAAUAUAGAAAAGAGGAUAUACGAAUAGGUUAUAAAAAUAAAAUACUUGAUAAUUUUGUGGUUUGUACAUUAAUUUAUGAAAUGGCUGACGUAGGAAAUAGAGAACAAUCGAUAACUAAAGUGCCAAUGAUUUACGUUUGUGGUGAGUGCCACAAAGAAAAUGAAAUAAAGCCGAGAGAUCCAAUACGAUGCAGGGAGUGUGGUUAUCGUAUCAUGUACAAGAAGAGAACAAAAAGAUUGGUUGUUUUUGAUGCCCGAUGAUCAAGAGAAAUAAUACAAGAGUGACGUAUUUUUAAUAAAUUUUAAUCUUAUUGUUAUAAAAUAUCC